AUGGACAAGGGACCACCUCCUACCCUCUUUGUCAACGAUGGUUCAUUUAUGGAGAGGUUCAGGCAGCUCCAACAAGAGCAGGAGAAGGGAAAAAAUGCCAAACCAGAAGAAUCUAAACCAGUUAAAGUUGUUUCAGGACCUGUGAAUCCUAAACCCCCCAUUAGUAAGGGUAAUGAUGCUAAGAAAUCUUCCCAGGGUGGUUCCAGUGGCAAACUUGCUUUCAGCUUGAAACAAAAGUCAAAGCUUGUGCCGGCCCCUGUUAAAUUGGCUGAUGACGAUGAAGAUGAAAUAGAUGCUGGGUAUGUUUCAAACGAUGCACCUACAAAACGGCAAAAAUUGGUUCAGGAUGAUGGCAUUGAGCAAGUAUCAAGACAACUUGAUGUUGCACCUCCUCCCCCAAGUGAUCCUACAGUGAAGAAAGUUGCUGACAAACUUGCAAGUUUUGUGGCUAAAAAUGGAAGGCCAUUUGAGGAUGUUACACGGCAAAAAAAUCCUGGGGAUACACCUUUCAAGUUUUUAUUUGAUGUUAAAUGUCCUGACUAUAAAUAUUAUGAACAUCGGCUUGCUCAAGAGGAGAAGGCCCUUUCACAGUCCAAGGAACCACAGGCAAAUCAAAAUGUGGGGACAAGCAUUCCAUAUUCCAGACCAACAAAUGGUCCUCAGAGAUCAUCCCAGCAACAUUCAACUUACCAAAUCCCUGCCUCUGCUUUAUAUGAUAGUGUUGAAGCAUCAAGGGCUUCUGGAUCUUCAGCAUUUUCAGUUGGAAGCUCAGAUGAGCCCGGUGGAUCAACAAAUGCCAAUUCUUUAGCGCUAAUGGAGUUUUACAUGAAGAAAGCUGCACAGGAAGAAAAGUUCAAACAACCUAAGCAUUCAAAAGAUGAGAUGCCCCCUCCUCCUUCUCUUCAAGUUUCAACUUUUGAUGCAUCUGCUUCAGGGAAGAAGGGUCAUCACAUGGGCGAUUAUAUUCCCCAGGAAGAACUUGAAAAGUUCUUGGCUAGCUGUAACGACGCAGCAGCAAUGAAAGCUGCUAAGGAGGCUACAGAGAAGGCCAAAAUUCAGGCUGAUAAUGUGGGCCACAGGCUUUUAUCAAAAAUGGGUUGGAAAGAAGGUGAGGGUCUAGGUGGCUCUAGGAAGGGUAUUUCAGAUCCUAUCAUGGCAGGCAAUGUGAAGAAAGAUAACUUGGGGGUAGGUGCUGUCCAACCUGGGGAGGUGACUCCUGAAGAUGACAUCUAUGAGCAGUACAAAAAGAGGAUGAUGCUUGGCUACCGUCACAGACCGAAUCCUCUGAACAAUCCCCGCAAGGCUUACUAUUGA
This is a messenger RNA of Lathyrus sativus (Indian pea), 1314 nucleotides long. Lineage: Eukaryota; Viridiplantae; Streptophyta; Magnoliopsida; Fabales; Fabaceae. The record is from the annotation of a GenBank genome assembly.